Aspergillus pseudonomiae is the source of this 1575-nucleotide messenger RNA. RefSeq lists its product as uncharacterized. The transcript has 2 exons. NCBI's taxonomy places the organism in Eukaryota, Fungi, Ascomycota, Eurotiomycetes, Eurotiales, Aspergillaceae. Bases 170 to 1357 code for a protein of 395 amino acids. The record is from RefSeq and is a predicted model, not a curated record.
CAUAACCACUGUUCCUAUUGUCAUGUAUUGAUGGUCAGAGACUGAGUCUCAUGGUCGGUUGAUCCACCCGAUCUUUUGCGCCUCACUGGAUAUUCCUGUUUUUUUUUUUUUUUUUUUUUUUUUCGACAAUCCCGACCACUUGUUACUCGGCAGCUGAUUGUCGCCAACCAUGAACGCCAUCACAUGCCAUCGCCAAUCGCAUGCCCACGGCGGCUAUCCUUACAGCCUGCCGCACGACCAUCGCCAUAAUAAUAGCAACAAUAGCCGCCCUCUCCACAUAGUCCAAACCAUUAUGCCAACUGCUCUGGGUCCAGGCGCCGGGAAAACUCCAUCGUGCCUGGCUGGAUCCCAGCUACCUCCAUCCCUUGAGAUUUCUUCUCCCAACCUGAAUGCCUUGCCCGAUACAAAAGCCACCUUGGAACUCACUGAAAUCACUGUGGACACAUGCACCUCCCCAGUCACUCCUGAAAUCGCCGACGAUAUGGGGUUGAGCAUGGAAGGAUCUUCGAUCACAUAUCCAAGCGCCACACCAGAACUAUCUCCCGUUGGCGACAACCCUCGCAUUUCAAAGCGGAAACGAACUUCAUCACCACCGUCGCCCUCGUCGACAAGUCCCGGAGACUACCGUCGUUCAUCAUCUCGAAGCACCCGUCGCUCUGAACAGACGGCUCGCCAUAGCUCUUUACACUCUCAUCGUCACGCGCCUCUCACGCCAUCGGUUCCUAGCAAAGAUCUAGAGACCAAGCGGGAAGAUCUUCUGGCCCUGCACCGGGAAUCCUGCCGUCUAUUUCAAGACAGUGGACGAACGAUCCCGACUCAGCAUAGAAGAACGUCACUUCCCCUCACUACCCACGACAGUCCGCCACACACGCUCCGCACAUCGUCAGAGACCGGUUCACCCCCGGUGUCCCCAGUCUUCCCGACCCAAAUUUCUACGGUGAGCGAGGACCUGACGGAUCAAGACUAUCAUAAGGGGCCCUUGCUCCACACCUCACCCAUCACCAACACCAUCCAUGACGAAAGUUAUAUCCCUUCGAUCCAGGCCUCGGUCACUGUCAUUGACUGGACGUCCCCGUCCACGCGGAGGCGCGAAUACAAAAAGAUCGACCGUGCCAGUAGUGGGGUAAGGGGCUUCUGGCGCCGGGUUGCCCCCAAGUGGUGCCAGUUCGGACAUGACCGCACGCCGUUCUUUGAAGAAAAAGACGGCAAAGGAAACUACGAGGGUAGUGUCCGACGGUUUCGAAUGGACCUCCCCGACGAGCCUGUCCCGGAACGUAAAAUGAAUGCCAUUCGGGCACUGAAGCUGAAACAAAAGUUGGUGACGACUAAAAUGAGCAGUCGUCGACAAAGCGAAUAACCGAGUCAUGAUGCCACGCUGGUUCUUUACCGUUCUCAUUUCGACAAUGACAGCCACUGGCUGUGUAACAUUCUUUAGAAAAAAAAAGAAAAGCCUGGAGCUUUCCAAAGUUCUGAGUUGUGACGCUCUCACAGAGUGAGGUGUGUUGAACACGUGUCACAGAUUUCUCGUGAGACUUGAGACUGUCGUUGAUUAUUCCCUUGCAUGGGCGGGAGAUU